Molecule: messenger RNA, 5034 nt
Organism: Anolis carolinensis (green anole)
Lineage: Eukaryota; Metazoa; Chordata; Lepidosauria; Squamata; Anolidae
Gene: kif7
Product: kinesin family member 7
Exons: 19
Coding region: 236-4387 (1383 amino acids)
Biological process (GO): spindle elongation; microtubule-based movement; mitotic spindle organization
Cellular component (GO): microtubule associated complex
Molecular function (GO): ATP binding; microtubule binding; microtubule motor activity
Source: RefSeq, a predicted model, not a curated record
UUUCCAAAGGAGAGAGAAAGUGGGGGGAGGAGGAGGGAGAAGAGGAGUUUCCUCGACGCCAUUUUGCCGAAGCCGCCGGAGGGUUCCUUCCCAACUUCUGCGCCGGAGGAGGAAGAAGAGGAGGAAGAGGAAGAGGAAGAGGAAGAGGAAGAGGAGAGCACGGCGGGUAGAGAAAUGGCACCUCUGUUUGGUUGAUGCCUGUCCAGAACCCUGAGGCUUCCUUCCCUGCAAAGCCAUGGGCCUGAAAGCCAAGUCCCACCCACCUGCGGAGGAGACGCCUGUCAAGGUGGCUGUGCGCAUCCGGCCUUUGCUCCCCAAGGAGCGACUGCAUGGACACCAGGCCUGCGUGAGCGGGAACCCCGAGACCCGCGAGGUGACUCUGGGACGGAAGCGCCACUUCCAUUUCGACACUGUCUUCACCGAAUCCUCGGACCAGGAGUCUGUCUAUGAGACUUGCGUGCAACCGCUGGUGGAGGCCUUCUUUGAAGGCUUCAACGUCACUGUCUUUGCCUAUGGGCAGACGGGCUCUGGCAAGACCUACACCAUUGGAGUAGCAAGCGUCUCUGCCAUCAAUGAGGAUGAACAGGGCAUCAUCCCUCGAGCCAUGGCGGAAACCUUCAAGCUCAUUGAUGAAAAUGACUUGCUCGACUACACGGUCCGCGUCUCUUCUCUGGAGGUGUACAAGGAAGAGUUUCGGGACCUGCUGCAAGUGGAGACAGCCAGCAAAGACAUACAGAUUCGGGAAGACGACAAAGGCAAUAUUGUGCUGCACGGCGUGAAGGAGGCCGAAGUGGAAGGCCUGGAUGAAGUCCUGAGCCUGCUGGAAAUGGGGAACAUGGCCAAGCACACGGGGGCCACCCACAUCAACCAGAAGUCAAGUCGCUCGCAUUCCAUCUUCACGGUGACGAUGGAGCAACGGCGCAAUGCCGGGCGCCUCAGCCUUCAGGAAAAGGUCUUGGUUCCAGCCUCGGGCCAGGUUCUGGCUUCCAAAUUCCACUUUGUUGACCUGGCCGGCUCUGAACGGGUGGUGAAGACGGGGAACACGGGGGAGAGACUCAAGGAGAGCAUCCAGAUCAACAGUGGCCUGUUGGCUUUGGGCAACGUCAUCAGUGCGUUGGGUGACCCUCGCCGGAAAGGCAGCCACAUUCCUUACAGGGAUUCCAAAAUCACCAGGAUCCUGAAAGAUUCUCUCGGUGGGAAUGCCAAGACGGUAAUGAUCGCCUGCAUCAGCCCUUCUUCGUGUGACUUCGAUGAGAGCUUGAACACGCUGAAUUAUGCCAGCCGUGCUCAGAACAUCAAGAACAGGGCAACGGUGAAUUGUCGGAAGGAGGCGGAGCAGGUGGAGGAGCUGCAGCUGCGGAUCAAGAGCCUGCAAAGGGCCCUGGAGCAGCGGCACCGUUCCGAGACUCGGAUCAUCAACCGAGCUGACGCCGCUGUGAAGCACGGCUCGCAAGACCGUGCCGCUCGCCUGCAUGCUGAAUGCAGCCGCUAUCGGGCUUGUACGGAUGCCGCAUACCAGCUCUUGAUGGAAUUACAAGGGGAAGGCAAUCUGACUGUGGAUCAGAUCCUGCGGAUGAAGGAGUGGAUGUGUGGCGUGGAGAGCGAGAGGAGCGAGCUAAGCUCAGCUUCUGGCUUAGACAGCGGCAUUGAAAGCACUUCAACAGAAGAUCAGAAGCACAAGAUGCUGAGUUCCAAGUUGACCAAGGCUCAGCAGGAGCAGGGAGAUCGCUUGAAAGACAGCGUGUCAAUACAAGAAGAGCAUGUGCUGUGGUUGGAGAAGCAAGUGGAGCGUUUAGAGGAAGAGAACCGGGAUUUCCUGGCUGCUCUUGAAGAUGCCAUGGAACAGUACAAACUACAGAGUGCUAAGUUGCAGGAGCAGCAAGGCAUCAUUUGUGAGCUACACAAGUGCCUGCGGAUGGAGAUGCCACGGGAGGAGGAUCUGCCCGGAUUGCUCCAGAGUGUUUGCCUGGUGCAGCUGGGCCAAAGGCCACACACGGCCCCCGUGGAUGCCGCUCGCUCCCAUCCGUGGCUCAGGUUUGCACGUAACAACCACAGCAAGCUCUGUGGAGCCACCGUUCCUAAAGGGAAGGACUUGCCGGAGUGCUGUCAGAGCGGACCUCAAGGCUUCGUGUGCAGCUCGGAGGCUUCCAAAACACUGGAGACCCUGAAGAUAGACAAGACUUCAGAGCAGCUGGUGGAACCAUUUGCCACAGAGGAAGAGGAGAAGGAGGAAAAGUGCCAGGAGGCCCAGUGCCUUCACCAGAACAGAGGUGGUGUUGACACCUGGAGCAAGGAGGGUGUUUCUAACAAGAUGAGCAGAAAACGGAUCAAAAGUAACCUAGUCCUGAUCCAGCAGGAGCCUCCAGGACGCUCGAGAGACUGCAGAAGAGGAGAGCAAGGCAGCCUGGGAGGAGGUUUUCCGGGAAAGGAUUCGGAGUGGCGGUUGCUUCAGGCUCAUCAGAAGAUCCGUGAGCUGGCUAUCAACAUCCGCAUGAAGGAGGACCUGAUUGUGGAACUCAUCAAGACAGGCAAGCAUGCUCAGACCAUGAACAAGCAGUAUUGCCAGAAGAUCCGCGAUUUGGAGCAGGAGGCCGAACAGGUGCGAGUGGAGCUCAGCGACGGGCAGAGGCAGCUUCAGGAGCUGGAAGGGAGGGAGACCCGGGACCCCGCCGAGAAGCAGAAGCUCCAAGAGUAUCGUAGCAAAGUGGCAGCCGCUCAGAGUAAAGUGAAGAUCCUACAGGAGAAGAAGCAAGCGACGGAGAAGUUGGCCUCUCUCUCUGCCCAAAACGAGAAGCGGCUGCAGGAGCUGGAGAGGAACGUGCAGCAGAUGCGCCAGCAGCAAGGGCAGCUCCAGAGGAGGCUCCGGGAGGAAGUGGAGCAGAAGCGGCGCCUGGAGACGGAGAUGCACAAAGGGCAGCACCGGGUCAAGGAGCUGGAACUGAAGCACGAGCAGCAUCAGAAGAUCCUUCGCAUCAAGACUGAGGAAAUUGCAGCGUUCCAGAGAAAGCGCCGGAGCGGGAGCAACGACUCCAUGAUCAGCCUGGAGCAGCAGCAGAAAAUUGAAGAGCAAAAGAAGUGGCUGGACCUUGAGAUGGAUAAAGUCCUUGAGCAGCGCCAGGCCUUGGACGAUCUGGAAGACGAACUCACCAAGCGGGAAGCCAUCGUGGCAAAGAAGGAAGCUCUGCUUCAGGAGAAGAAUGGCCUCGAAAACAAGAGGCUGCGCUCUAGCCAGGCCCUAAAUGAUGACAUAAUGCGGGUGUCCAGCCGGUUGGAGUACCUGGAGAAAGAACUCUGCCAAAAAAACGGGCAGCUUUGCCGCAGCAGUGCCCACGACCAGCAGCAGAUCCGGCAGGAAAUCAACAACCUGAGGCAAGAGAAGGAUCAGUUGCUCAAACAAAGGCUGGAGAUAGACAACAAGCUGCGCCAGGGCACCUUGCUUUCUCCAGAGGAAGAGCGGAUCCUUUUCCAGUUAGAUGAAGCCAUUGAGGCUCUAGAUGCGGCCAUAGAGUACAAAAACGAGUCCAUCACUUGCAGGCAGCGGGUUUUGCGCUCCUCGGCCAGCCUUCUUUCUCAAUGCGAGAUGAACCUCAUGGCAAAACUCAGCUACCUCUCCUCCUCCGAGACCCGGGCAUUGCUUUGCAAGUAUUUUGAUAAGGUGGUGACUCUUCGGGAGGAUCAGCACAGGCAACACAUCGCCUUUUCAGAACUAGAAAUGCAGCUGGAGGAACAGCUGCAAAUGGUGUUUUGGCUGGAAGUAGCCCUGGAGCGCCAGCGCCUAGAGAUGGACCGCCAGCUCACCCUCCAGCAGAAGGAGCACGAGCAGAACAUCCAGCUUCUGCUCCAACAGAGCCGAGAGCACAUGGAAGAAGGACAGGCGAACAGUAGGCUUCAGUAUCAGGGAAGGAUAAAGACGCUGGAAAACGAAUUGGCCCAUUACAAGUGGAUGGCCCAAGAGCUGGCCCAGAGGCUGAGCAUAACCCAGUUGGAGGGACAAGACAGGUGUGAUGGUAUGGAGAGAGUCGGGCAUGCAGCUGGGGACAGGCAUGAUUCACUUCUGGCAGCCAAUCACGUAGCCACCAAUGGUAUGUUGGAGCCAUCCUUGCAGCUGGAGGGGAGCCACGGGCCUGGAGAGGAACCCAGAAGCUUUCUCCACGCACCGCUCCCACCGACCUGGAGGCGCUCUUCGCUCCCUAAUGCCAUCUCCUUAGUGCCAGGUGAGAUCCAGCAGGAGGAGGAAGAGUACCUGUCCAGAGCCAGCCAGGUGAAGGAAGCAUCCCUGCCACAAAGCCUAGUUCCCAUUCUGAAAUCCCGCAAGGACCUUCACAAGCCAGGCCUCGCAGGGGCGUCUUACCGCGACAUCAUUGAUGUCAGAAAAAUUCCACUAUAAACAGAAGAAGCUGCUCCUGCUCAGAAUUUGAGAGAAAAAACUAACAAAUUGUGCAAAUAGAUAAGGUCCCGACCUGUAACCACUGGUGGUUGCUUAGGUUACGCUGCCAAUGUUAUUCUGAAAUUAAUAAGCCUUGUAUGAGCUGCAUUAGGAGCCCCGGAGGCGAAGUGUGUUAAAGCGCUGAGCUGCUGAACUUGCAGACUGAAAGGUCCCAGGUUGGCGUAAGCGGCCGCUGUUAGCUCCAGUUUCUGUCAACCUAGCAGUUCGAAAAAAUGCAAAGGUGAGUAGAUCAAUAGGUACCGCUCCGGCGGGAAGGUAACGGCGCUGCAUGCAGUCAUGCUGACCACAUGACCUUGGAGGUUCUACGGACAACGCCUGCUCUUCGGCUUAGAAAUGGAGAUGAACACCAACCCCCAGACAUGACUGGACUUAACAUCAGGGGAAACCUUUACCUUAUGAGCUGCAUUGGAUUUUCUUCUCAGUAUCUGCUGCUUCUGACUUAGAGAAGAAAGCGAGAUCUUUCAUGUACAGGAGGAGCCUAUUUUCACACAGAACAUAUACCUUCAUUCGGGGAGUGCUUGUAGUAUAAAUGUGUUUGACAGCUUUUUAUAGUGUUAUUUUCUAAUAAAGAAGAACAGUCUUUUGCA